This is a messenger RNA of Drosophila nasuta, 2367 nucleotides long. RefSeq lists its product as uncharacterized. The transcript has 13 exons. Bases 320 to 2173 code for a protein of 617 amino acids. Lineage: Eukaryota; Metazoa; Arthropoda; Insecta; Diptera; Drosophilidae. The record is from RefSeq and is a predicted model, not a curated record.
AUUUUAUCGAAGAUUUUAUAAUUUUUUAUGUCAAAAUCUAUUAAUUGUAUUUCUUUUACAUAUUACUGGUAAAAUGUGCAACGAAGUUGACAAUAGUUGAUUUCAACUUUGUAAGAUUUUAAUAUACUUGUAAUAUAACGCUUUGGGACUAUUUUUUAUCAACGGGUGUUUUAUCAAAUUUUUAAAAAUAGAGUGCAUAAAUUCUGUUGUGGUGCCUGAUGCACUGCUCAUCGCGCUCAAUCGAUAUCUGAAUGUGCAGCGAGAUCGCAACGCUGCAACUUGCGACUCGGAUCAGGAUCUAUGUGACUGUGAAAGUAGAAUGCGAUCCAAUCCAGCGAAUGCUGCAGCAUCAGCAGCUGUUAAGACGCCACAACAAUUAAUAAAUCCUACACAAGGAAGCUCAAAUGAUACGAGGUCACCACAAGUAUGGAACACAAUGCAGCUGCAUCAGAGACACCGCGAUCCAAUAUUGAAUACUCGCGAUAAUCCGCAUAAUCGAAGAUCUUCGAGUGCGCCUUCAGGCGGCUCUCGUGAUUGUCAAAGAGGUGCCGAUAAAUUUUGCCAUACGGUUCAGCCAACCAACCACAAUUACUUGGGUUUGCAGCCUAAUGAAAAACCUCCAAUACGACAGACUCCGCCUAUUGAUUCAACUCAAUGGCCAACUCUUCAACGUUGCUCAAAUUGCUGUGGCAAGGCUGCAACCAACAACAACAGCAACAACAAUGAGUCUCAGCGUCUGGAGACUUCAUACCAAAUGAAUAACAGCAGUGGCAUCGGCAUGAACUAUGGCGAUUGGCAGCGGCAACAACAAAUGCAACAACUGCAAGCACAACAACAGCAACAACAACAGCAGCGGCAACAGCAACAACAAUUUCAACAGCAGCAACAACAAAGACAGCAAAUGCGAUCUAUGCGACGAGAUGAAUUUGAUGAUUUUGAACCUGCGCUCAAUAGCACAAUGAUGGAGCCGCAUUAUCAAGGUAAUGCGGGUCGUCGCUUGCAACGCUCAAUGUAUUGUCAACCACAGCAGCAACAACAACAGCUGCAACAACUGCCUCAACAACAAUUGCAGCAACAACAACUUCAGCAACAACAACUGCAGCAACAACAACUGCAACAACAGCCAUCGCCAUAUCGCACACAAGCUCAACAGCAAUCUUAUCGAGCUUGUUGCAUGCCACAGCAGCCAACAUCAGUCCCCAGUCAAGCAACACAACAGAGAAUGCAAUAUCCGGAUAUGCCGUGUCAAAUACAGCAUGAUUUGAGCGAUACGUACAACGAGACGAGCUACAUGCAGUUGCCCCAAGGGACACAGCAAAUGCAACAGCAACAAUCAACAACUCAACAGGUAACAUUUCGGGAACCUUCACAAGCUUCAAGUGGUUAUCGAACUGGCACAAUUUAUCAAUCUAAUCCGAGCAUGAAUCAAAGUUCACUUGAGCAGAGUCCAAAUUUGACUAGCAAAAAAUCGCCAAGUUGCCAGGACAACGCAGCUGAAGCAAAGUCCAUUAGAUCUUUGACACCUUUAAGCCAAAUGAAACAUGAAGACUUGAUUGUACAUCGCGCGGAAACACUGUUCUUUGAGUCUUUGGUCUUGGACAGCAAUUGUCCAGGUGUCAUUCAAAGUUCACUAAGUGGCAAGGAUAACUUCAAUGAUCAUGCCUUCCAUAUAGCCUUUGGCGAUCAGGUACCCAACGAACCCAAACCUGUUGAUCCCAUAACCAUGCUGGAAGCGAUCAAGUUACGCAUAGAUCACGAACGUGCGGAGAUACACAAAAAAUGUCGAGUGGAGCGUGUGGAAAGUGAGCUUGACUUAAGGCAACGGAAGCACAAAGACAAUCGGCAUGAGGAAAAUUCAAAGAGAUCAGCUCGCAGUGACUCCGAAUCGUAUUACUAUAAAGGUAAGAAUGCCAAGAAGAAAAGUCGUGGACAGCAGGAGAUAACGCCUCAAGAGCUGCUCAGCGAGGAUAUCGAUCGACACUUUAGAUGCAAGCACAAGUCCGAUGUGAAUGAUGGCAUUUAUGCAUUUCUAAAAGCGGAAAAUGAUUACAGCUCUUCCGUAGGGCAUGCUUCGAAGAACUUUUCAGCGAACGUAAACUCACAUGAAUCGCAUUUCUUGGGUUUGCCCAUCAAGAUGCGAAUUUACAAUGCAACAACUUGGCCCAUUGACUGAAAUCUAAUCACUAAAUUUCUUUGCAGGGCAUUCUUGGAAAAGCUUUUCAGCGAACGUAAACUCACAUGAAUCGCAUUUCUUGGGUCUGCCAAUCAAGAUACGAAUUUACAAUGCAACAACUUGACUAAAAUCUAAUCAUUAAAUCUUGACAAUUUUUGACGACUGACACUUAAAUAAAUGUAUUGUGAAUUUAA